Dichomitus squalens LYAD-421 SS1 is the source of this 2771-nucleotide messenger RNA. RefSeq names its product beta-glucan synthesis-associated. Gene Ontology annotation, biological process: (1->6)-beta-D-glucan biosynthetic process; fungal-type cell wall organization. The record is from RefSeq and is a predicted model, not a curated record. Bases 15 to 1862 code for a protein of 615 amino acids. Gene Ontology annotation, molecular function: glucosidase activity. Gene Ontology annotation, cellular component: endoplasmic reticulum membrane; plasma membrane. Lineage: Eukaryota; Fungi; Basidiomycota; Agaricomycetes; Polyporales; Polyporaceae. The transcript is spliced from 9 exons.
CUCCAUCCACCUCCAUGGCCGCCUCGACGCCGCCGCCCCCGUCCACCAGCCCGUUCGACUCUGCGGAGGGCAGUCGCAACUCCAAGGGCUCGAUAUCGUCAUAUCCAUCGUCCGCAUCUCGUCUGCUUUCAGAAACUCUCCCUUCACUACCCAGGCGUCUUACCUCCUACGGAAGCAGUCCUUCGCUAUCUGUCGCAUCCGACUCACCAUACCUCGGUCCAAGUCGCCCCUUGUCACUCGGCGAUCUGUACACGCUUUCCCCCGACCCUCAGACAUGGGGGACGCACCUUCUACCUGAGGACAAGGAAGACGACGACGAUCUUCAUAAACCAGACCCUGAACUAGAAGCAGAUCGACAUUGGGCCGACAAUGGUGGGGAUAUCAUCUCGAGGCGAGGCAUCGUCAACCUCGGUGCGCUGCUGCUACUCAUAACUGCUGUGCUCAUCCUAUUUAUCGGAUAUCCUGUCAUUACUGCCGUAAGGACAACACAGAGUACCCUGGGUGCGUUCAAUCUGGGCGGCAUCAAUGCUUCUGGACAGGUCCCGGACAUCCCAGGCCACCGCGGUCUGAUCGACAUUGACACGCCAAAGUCUGCGUACAAGAAGACUGGCUGGCGCAACGGUGAACAGCUUGAGCUCGUUUUCUCCGAUGAGUUCAACGUAGAUGGACGGACGUUCUAUCCUGGCGACGAUCCGUAUUGGGAAGCGGUUGACCUUCACUACUGGGAAACUAACAACCUAGAGUGGUACGAUCCCGAAGCUAUCGCGACCGAGGGCGGGAACCUGGUCAUCACGCUGUCCCAGAAGCAGACGCAUAAUCUCAGCUAUCAGGGAGGAAUGAUGUCUACAUGGAACAAGUUCUGCUUCACCGGUGGAUAUAUCGAGACUAACGUCUCGCUUCCCGGCGUGAACAACAUUCUUGGGCUCUGGCCUGCCAUCUGGACCAUGGGAAACUUGGGCCGUGCCGGUUACGGCGCGUCCCUCGAAGGCAUGUGGCCGUACACAUACGACACCUGCGACGUCGGCACUGUCGCGAACCAGACUAUCAACGGACAGCCUGCCGCAGCUACAGUCGACGGUGAUCAGGGUAAGGGUGGCGUCCUGUCGUACCUUCCCGGCCAGCGGUUAUCCCGGUGUACCUGCCCUGGCGAGAGCCAUCCUGGGCCCAAGCACUCGGACGGGACCUUUGUUGGGAGGGCCGCGCCUGAGAUCGACGUGUUUGAGGCGCAGAUUGACCAGAAUACCCUCAUCGCACAAGUGUCCCAAAGUGCGCAAUGGGCGCCGUUCAACCACGCGUAUAUUUGGCAGAACACGAGCGACAAUGAGAUCAUCACGGACCCGUCGAUAUCCCAGCAGAACACGUUCACCGGCAGCGCGACGCAACAGGCCACGUCUGUCGUGACGGCCACGGACCCUAAUUGUUACGAGUACGAGACUGGGUGCUACUCGAUAUACGGCUUCGAGUACAAACCAGGUUUCGAGGAUGGCUACAUCACCUGGAUAUCAAACAAUCAGGUUUCGUGGACUUUGAACGGUCCCGGAAUGGGUCCAGACUCGCUGGUGGAAAUCCAGGAACGUCCUGUUCCGGGCGAGCCUAUGUACAUCAUAAUGAACCUGGGAAUGUCGUUCAACUUCGGGCCGGUCGACCUCGCCCACCUGCCGUUCCCUGUACACAUGAGGGUGGACUACAUCCGCGUGUACCAGCCUUCGAACGCGAUCAACAUCGGCUGCGAUCCGAAGGACUACCCCACCGCGGCGUACAUCGAGCAAUACCUGGAGGCGUAUUCAAAUCCGAACCUAACAACAUGGAGCGGGGAUUACAAACAGCCAUGGCCGAAGAACAGCUUCUUGGGCGAAUGUUGAUCAGGUCGCCGAUGUCGACUGCUACCUUCUGAGCCUGCGCCACGAGCGCGCCAUGCCUUUACGUGACCUGGGACAUCCUGCACUUUUGCUUCGCACAAACAUGGACACUACGCACCGUCCUGCUCUCGACUGUCUUACCUCGGAUUUAUCAUCUUCCCUCGCAUAUUGCUCUGACCCGCUAUCCACCUUCUUUCCAGCACGUUCGCUGGCACCUUCAUCUCGCUUCAUCACCGCGUUCUCCGACCCUCUGCACCGCGACCUCCUGCUGUAUCACAUCUUACAUCACGCCGUCCUGACAUUCCCUGCACAUACCACACCACACGUAUCCGAUCAUGCCUUCACGCAGCCCUUCACCCUCGUAGCUGACUUUUCACAUUUGCCUUCCCGAUACCUCUCCGUUUCCGUUUCGAGCGGGCUCUCUGCCCGAGCUCGACGCCCUCCCGACCGGGUUCUCUGCCCGAGCUCGACGCCCUCCCGACCGGGUGCCUUAGACCCCGGGCCACCCCUACAUAUCCGUACUAUACUCACCAAUUCGUCCGCUCAUCCCCGGUGCAGCUUUCUCGUUGAUCGACUUCACUACCCCUGCACCGGCCUCGGGACUACAUAUGCAUCUACAUUUGGUCCUUGCAUGUACAGCGAUUUGCGGCGGUAUAUACAUGAUCGCUCGGACUCGGCUUCGGACUGUACUGUUGUAGGGCUGCCGUUAAAGUUUAUUAGAUAUCAUGUAAUUGCUGCCCCUUUCACGUAGGAGAUAGUAGACGGCUCGAGCUGUCAAGAAUUAACCUGAAACGGAACAAUAGCGGGCUUCGGACGGACGCGAUCGCCCGCGAACUUCCAUGUCUCGCUCAACGUACCUUUGCAACUGUCGUGCGUCGUGGAGGGCUUGCAAUGGGUUGCUACCUCGGGCGG